This is a messenger RNA of Triticum turgidum subsp. durum (durum wheat), 864 nucleotides long. Lineage: Eukaryota; Viridiplantae; Streptophyta; Magnoliopsida; Poales; Poaceae. The record is from the annotation of a GenBank genome assembly.
AUGGCACGUCUCGCCACCAUCGCCGUGCUCCUCCUCUCCCUCCUUGCCGUCGCCAGCUGCCGCGCCCUUGAGACCAUCCCCGACGACCAGGGCCCACCCAACCCCGUCCUCCUCACUCAAGAUGAUCAGGCGGAUGCUGCUGCUGAGGUGACCCUUCCGGCUUUGCCCACCCCGGCCGUCGCGGUGGACAAGGACGUGCUCCGGCUCCCCUCCCACCGCCGCCCCUGCCACCUCCACCGUCACCUCUGGUGGGCGCGCCACCACGGCCUCUCCCACCACCGCGGCGCGUUCUCCGGCCCGGCCGAGGCUCGUGUCCAUCCCGCCGUCGACGUCGUGCCCACCGAGCUUGCCCGCGGGGAAGACCAAGAGACCGAGCUGGAGGCGGUCGCGGAGCCUGACCCCGACUCACUCCCGGACACCGACGCCGCCGAGAAGCUGUUUCAUGGCGAGGAGGAGGAAGACGCAGCCAAGGCGUGGAAGGUGGAGAUGAUCAGGAGGUUCCGCCACGACGACCACGAGCAGGACAAGGAUGAAGGCGCGAGCACGAACCUGUUCGGACGCUUCCACCACCGUCACCAUCUUCGCCACCACCACGACCAGGACGCGGAGGAAGAGGACACCCACGAGCAGGACAAGGAUGAAGGCCCGAAGAUGAAGCUGUUCCGACGUUUCCACCACCAGCACGCGCAUGACGUUGACAUCGAGGUCGACGAGGUGGAAGAACUGGCUAGGAAGCUGAGCGAGGCGAUCAUGAGAAGGAGCUUCGGCCAUGGCGGCCCCCGCCAGCACCACCACGACCACCACCACCAUGGAGCGGAGGGCGGGGUGAAGAAGUGGUUCAAGGGCCUCAUGAACCGAUUCUAG